Notothenia coriiceps (black rockcod) is the source of this 514-nucleotide messenger RNA. RefSeq names its product TBC1 domain family member 14-like. The record is from RefSeq and is a predicted model, not a curated record. The transcript has 3 exons. Lineage: Eukaryota; Metazoa; Chordata; Actinopteri; Perciformes; Nototheniidae. The coding region runs from base 215 to 508 and encodes 97 amino acids.
GGCAGGAAAAUAGAGGGGUUUCAUGCUGCUGCUGCAUCCUCUCCAAUGCGGGGAGUGUCCCUCUUUUGGCAGCUUGACUGUCCUUCUGCCUUCCUUUCUGAUCUCCUCGUCUUCUCGUUCCUGGGUGUCUUGUUGCCAGGAGCAGCGAUGACGCUACACUAAGGUUUUUUGGAAACAAAUCCCCAGCGGAGGACUGUAGGGAACAGCAGCGUUCAUGGAAUAUGAAACAAAGAGUGGCAGAGCUGGACCUGGCAACCCGACGUCUCCCAGGCACAGUGUGAGGAAAAACCUGGACUUUGAGCCCCUGUCCACCACCGCACUCAUACUGGAGGACAGACCUGCUAAUCUGCCUGCCAAGCCCGCCGAGGAGGCCCAGAAGCACCGACAGCAGUAUGAAGAGAUGGUGGCCCAGGCCAAGAAGAGAGGUGAGGAGUCCAGGUUCAGAGCAGGGGUGUCAAGCACACGGAAAACCAGCCCGCCAGAGGGUCCAAUCCGGCCCGUGGGAUGACUUUGC